Messenger RNA from Chelonia mydas (Green sea turtle), 4289 nucleotides. RefSeq names its product tubulin tyrosine ligase like 9 (gene TTLL9). Gene Ontology annotation, biological process: microtubule cytoskeleton organization; protein polyglutamylation. The record is from RefSeq and is a predicted model, not a curated record. Lineage: Eukaryota; Metazoa; Chordata; Testudines; Cheloniidae. The coding region runs from base 441 to 1628 and encodes 395 amino acids. The transcript has 13 exons. Gene Ontology annotation, cellular component: cilium. Gene Ontology annotation, molecular function: tubulin binding; tubulin-glutamic acid ligase activity.
UCCCCCCCGCCCCCCUUGUGACAGUGUUACUGGCGCUUGUCACUGGGGCCCUGCGCGGAUACAGAAUGUGUGUCCGCAUCCAGCCCGCCAUCCUCAAACAUGGUCCGCGGGUAUAAAGCAGAUCUCCACCGAUUUGCAGGGCUCUGCUUGUAAUAGUUGGUGUGUGCCUUAAAGCCCCAUCUCCUGGAGGCAAGUGAUUACAGGAAAAUCACAGCUUUCCUUUUUAUUUUAAGAAUGCAGGCCAUAAAGGGUCUUAUGGCUACCAGAAGCUGAAAGAACGAGAACCAAGAGCUUGCAUCCGAUUCAAAUGUGCGCUCACAAACACCAUCUUAGAUAUCCUGCGCCAGAGACCAGGAUGGGUUGAAGUAAAAGAGGAGGGUGAGUGGGAUUUUUACUGGUGUGAUGUCAGCUGGCUUCGGGAGAAUUUUGACCAUACCUACAUGGAUGAACAUGUUCGUAUCUGCCACUUUCGGAACCACUACGAGCUGACUCGUAAGAAUUACAUAGUGAAGAACCUGAAGAGGUUUCGGAAGCAGAUAGAAAGAGAGGCAGGAAAGCUGGAGGCAACAAAAUGUGACUUUUUCCCCAAGACCUUUGAGAUGCCAUCAGAGUACCACUUGUUUGUGGAAGAAUUUCGCAAGAAUCCUGGCAUAACCUGGAUUAUGAAACCAGUUGCCAGGUCACAAGGGAGAGGCAUUUUUCUGUUCCGAAAACUCAAGGAUGUCAUUGACUGGAGGAAGGAUGGGGUCCGUACAGAUGAUCAGAAAGAUGAAACUCAAGUAGAGAAUUAUGUAGCUCAGUGCUAUAUUGAAAAUCCAUAUUUAAUAGGAGGUCGAAAGUUUGACUUGAGAGUUUAUGUUCUAGUGAUGUCUUACAUUCCACUGAAGGCCUGGUUAUACCGGGACGGCUUUGCUCGCUUCUCCAACACACGCUUCACUCUGAGUAGCAUAGAUGAUCAUUAUGUGCAUCUCACCAAUGUAGCAGUGCAGAAGACUGCACCUGACUAUGAUCCAGAGAAGGGCUGCAAGUGGACGAUUCAGCGAUUCCGACAGUACAUGACUGCCAAGCAUGGGGCAGAAGUGGUGGAGACUCUCUUUGCAGAAAUGGACAACAUUUUCAUCAAGAGCCUACAGAGUGUUCAGAAAGUGAUCAUCAGCGACAAGCAUUGUUUUGAACUGUAUGGAUACGACAUCCUGAUAGACCAGGAUCUCAAGCCCUGGCUUCUUGAGGUUAAUGCUUCUCCCUCACUCACUGCCAGUAGUCAGGAGGACUAUGAGCUCAAAUGUUGCCUUCUCAAGGACACAUUGCAUAUUGUGGACAUGGAGGGCAGGCUGACGGGGAAGGAGAAGCGUAUUGGGGGCUUUGACCUGAUGUGGAAUGAUGGUCCAGUCAGUAGAGCAGAAGGGAACGUGGAUACACCAGUAAAUGGAAGCUUCAUGGCAAACACACAUUUAGGUACUUCACUCUUACGCAGAUGGCAAGGCAUCCCACUCAUGGUCCUUAACUGUUUAGACAUCACCAAAAGUGCAAAACAUACUUUUCCCUCAAGAGUAAAAGGACCAGGUGUGAAUUAUCACAUCGUGCUAGCAGAGUGUAGUGCCCCUGUGAGGCUAAGUGUGAGGGGGUGAACAUUUUCCAAUUGUGGGUGUAAAUGAUCAAACUAUAGGAGUGUUAAAAGCUGAUGUGGUGGCAGUAGUUAGAUUUUUAGAACUCCUUACCGCAUGAGCCAGCACAGGUAUUCUUCACCUGCCAGUUCCUUUUAAAAACUAAUUCCCAAAGGUCCAUAAUAAAAUUGUGACAGCUGUUUAUUGUGCACAUUUCUAAUCUUGGUUGCAUAUUCUUGUUUUAGUAGCCCAUAAUAAUGUCCAAUUCAAUCAGGCAGAAAGUGCCUAUUGCAGGUUUUCACAUAGCACUAAGUAGUUGAAUAUGCCUUCAGUAUUUUCUCUGGUUGUAGCUUCAUGCUAACUGAUUGGAGCACAGCUUUGUCUGAAAGCAGGCGAUUAUCUCUACUCUUCGCUCUUUGGAGGGACUAAGUCAUAUGUCACUUUGUUAAUGCUUUCAUUUCAGGCUACAAUAAUGACAGGAAAAAACAACUGAAACAGCUCUUCAAACCUCUUCAUACCCAGCAGAAAGUUUAAUGCUGAUCCAGAGCAUCAGGAAAGAGAAGUCACUGAGGACUGAGCUCUUUCACUCCCUCUUCCUCCUAUUGUGGAGCUGCAGUUCUCAUUUGUCUCUGGACAGUUUUGCUGCCUCAGCAUAGCACUGCUGGCUAUUUCUUGGUUCCUUAAGAUUUUCCCCGCAUGGGAACCUUAGUUAACAAAUGAAUCCUGUUCAUAAGCCAGAGCAACAAUAGAUGUGGGUAGGCUUUUAACUUGGACAUGAUGCAAUCAGGUAUUUUGGUUAUGUUCCGUUGUGACUGACCAGUUCUUCAGUAAAGAAUUAAUCUGUUUUGUUCCACAGCGUAGGCUGUAGCAAGGCUGUCAACUGGCUACUACAUAUGACUAUAGAUCAGCGGUACACUCCACAUUGCAGACAAAAAGCACUCCUAUCCAUCACUUUGACUCUGUCUGUGUUGCAAUGGGUAUGAAUAAAAUAUUUAAUGCCUCCGUGCUGUUAGAAAUCCAGAAGAAGUGCUGCUUCACUGGUCCUCAAUUUGAGGUUGUUGACUUCAGUAGUUUUCCUUUGAAGUGUAAGCUAUAAAAGGGGCUAUACAGAAUCUGCUAAGUAAAAUGGAAGCUUUUAAGAAAAGUGGGUAUUUGAGCCUCAUGCUGCUGCUACUAUAGAAACGUGUCACAUCGUAAGACCUGUUGCCAUGAUACAGUAACAAUAACCUUACCGGUAGAUUUUAUGAAGGUCCUGAGAGUGGCUCCACGAUGCUGGUUACAUGAAGAGGGCUGUUAUAAUGAAGGGGUUUAGUACCUUUGAGAUAGGAAAAGUAACUUUACCACCCUCUUACAGAAGAGAUGUAAUUUUCUGGGAAGCUACAGGUGAGGCUAUUCGCUAAUGGGAAUUAUUUUUAACUUCGAAAUGUGGAAUUUAAGCCGUAAGCCUAGAGUGCAUAGAUUUGCGUUUAGCAGUUAGAAGCUUGUGGCUGUAGCUCUAAACCCUACACACUCGCUAGUUAAAUACAGCCACCUUCUUAAAAGAGCAAUCAAGCAAAGCUGACAGAUUUAUCAAAACAGCCCCUGUCUUAAGGAGAGUGGAACAGGCCUAUUCUGGUGCAAACCCACUCCUCCUGAGCUCCAUUUAAAUGUUAUACUUGUGCAAAACUGAACAGGGCAGUGGAUAGUAGUGUGUAUGUGUCUGCCUAGCUGGCUGGGAGACUGGCUGAGGAGCUAACAAUUACAGUUGUUCUGUUUAAAGUGUAAACACCUAGUGCUCAAAGCUGUUCACCCUAUACGGCAGGAGGCUGAGUGCUAGACAAAGAUGAAGGGUCAGUUACAGUUCUCUGGGCUGAGUGUACAAAAUUUCCCCAAACAGAUGCAGUUGUUUCACUGGCUUGCUAGCUAUGCCUACUCACCAGCCCUAAAAUGUAAACCAGUGUUUUAAACUAAAAUUCCACACCCAAAACCACUUUCACUAAUUUAGGGCACACUUUCAAGCAAUGCAAACGUUAACAGUGGAAAAAAGAGUGAAAGUGAUUCUGCUAGGCCCCAAACUCCCUUUGCUGUAUUCAGAGUGAACCAAGUUUCAACCUUAUCUCUGACUUUUUCAAAAUUAAAUAGCAAUAACAAGACAUAACACACCUACCACUGUCUGCACUAUUGAAGCGAUGGAAUAUGAAGGAGAGCUGCUCAUGGUAGAAUCACCUUAAUUCUUUUCCUUUAGUUUUUGCAUUAACUGAAAAGUUGUGUGUUUUGUAGAGGAUAUUAAUAUAUGAUUAAUAUUUACUAAAGUUUACCUGAGCUAGUGUGGGGAAGAAAACCUUCAUUUCUAGAGAGAGGACAGCAGGCUUUUCUUGUCCCUGUAUGUUCCUCUUCCCCAGGCCCGUGCACAAACAUAAGCAGUCAUAUUUACCAUUUCAUUAGAGCAAUUAGGAACAAAGGAAUUACUAGACAUGGGAUUUAUCUAGUCCACUAUCCUGUUGCCAGUAGCAGCUGCUUCCAACUGCUUCACAGAAAGGUUCAAGAAAAGCUGCUGUAGGCAGUUAUGGGAUAAUCUACCCCCAGGGAAGUUUCCUCCUAAUUCCCCAUCGUACACACUCCUCCAUCUCCACUCCAAAUAGUUAGAAUUUGUCUAAAACCCUGAAACACGAGGGUGUAAUUUUUUAAACACUACUAUGGCUCUGG